AUGCUGGAGCUGGAGGCCCCGGAGCUGCUGGUCCCGGAGGUGCUCAUACAGGAGGUACUGAAGCUGCUGGAGCUGGUGGUGGUGGUGCUGCUGGAGGUGCUGGAGGUGCUGGAGCUGCUGGUCGUGGAGGUGCUCGAACUGGUGGUACUGAAGCUGCUGGAGCUGGUGGUGCUGCUGCUGGAGGUGCUGGGAUUGCUGGUCCCGAAGGUGCUCACACUGGAGGUACUGGAGCUGCGGGAGCUCGUGGUGGUGCUGCUGCUGGAGGUGCUGGAGGUGCUGGAGCUACUUGUCCCGGAGGUGCUCGUACUGGUGGUACUGGAGCUGUUGGAGCUGGUGGUGCUGCUGGUGCCGGAGGUGCUGGAUGUGCUGGAGGUACUGGAGGUGCUGGAGGCGCUGGAGCUGGAAUCACUAGAGCUGGAGGCGCUGGAGCUGGAGGCGCUGGAGCUGGAGGCCCUGGAGCUGGAGGUGCUAGCGCUGGGGGUGCUGGAGCUGUCGGUACUGGUGCUGGAGGCACUGUGCAGCGGCGACUAUUUUUCGUUCCGCCAUCGCCAUUGUCUCUGCCGCCACCUGGCUCGGCACUUUGCCAGUCGCAACCACAUCUACAGCCAGACUCCCCACUGCCUGCUCCUUCUCCAUACACUGAGCAGCCAGACUCCCUUACAGAGCGUCGUGAGCCUACGUCUCGUCCUGCCUCUCGUGUUCGCACUGGUCCGCACUGGUCGUCGUGCUCCGCGUCACCGUCCUCCUCCUGUCGCCGGCACGCACCAUAUGGCACUUCAUCCUUCCUCUGUUCCACAGCUUGUCCCCCUACCGUCUCCUCCUGCGUCCUCUCUUGCUGACGGACCGGACCCUACGUCUUACUUACUUCGUGCUGCUAGACCUACUGUCCCACGUCUUCUAGCCACUGUUGUCACCGACCCUUCAUUUGAGUCCACUUCUGGGUCUGCCAUAGUUGUUGAGCUUGUUGACUUUGCUGCCGCCUAUCGUCUCGACUACGCCGCUAGUCUCGUUGCUGAGUCUGAAUCUGUCUGUCCUCCGUCCGUCGGGGGUGAGUGUGCUCUUGGCACAAACGUCCUUGAGGAUAGGCAGGAGGACUUUGAGUAUCUUGAAGCUGCUGUACCUCAUCUCGUGUACAUGCUGCUUGCACCUGAAGGAGACUUGGAUGCUCCGGACAUCCCGACCCCGCGCUCUUACGCAGAGGCGAUUACGGGUCCCUACUCCUCAUAG
Closterium sp. NIES-65 is the source of this 1227-nucleotide messenger RNA. Lineage: Eukaryota; Viridiplantae; Streptophyta; Zygnematophyceae; Desmidiales; Closteriaceae. The record is from the annotation of a GenBank genome assembly.